Molecule: messenger RNA, 2775 nt
Organism: Colletotrichum karsti
Lineage: Eukaryota; Fungi; Ascomycota; Sordariomycetes; Glomerellales; Glomerellaceae
Exons: 5
Coding region: 1-2775 (924 amino acids)
Biological process (GO): DNA replication initiation
Cellular component (GO): DNA replication preinitiation complex
Source: RefSeq, a predicted model, not a curated record
AUGUCUUCCUCCAAAUUGUUCCCGCCCUCAGACGCGUCGCGUCAAAGAUCGGGAAUCCUCACCCCUAGUUCCGAUGGCUCUCUAAACUCCAAAAAUGCGACGCCGCUACCCGAGCCCAGCAUGCACAGGAGGCGGAGCGGCUCUCAUGCGUUGGUAGACUUGCUUAGGUUUCCAAUUGUUGUCAAGGCGUAUCCCCCGAGCAUGACGGCGAGGCCAUGCACCCUGCAACCGCUCAUGCUGCUCCCCCGCGAAGACCUCUCCCUCUCCUACCUCGACCUCGGCACGCCCCAUAGCGACCUACCCUCCAGCCGCUUCUACGACUCACACAUCAAGAUUCUCGACCUCGAAGAUCGCGUAGCGGACAAGCCGAGCCUCCUCCUCGCACGCAACGAAGCCUCGAAGACACUUUACGCAAUCGAACGCGCUGCUGGCUCCCAAAAAUCCCUCUAUGCCGUUUGUAAACUCGGCUCCUGGGUAGAUUUGCUGGAGCUGGCCGAGAAGGCCACUGUCACCGGCAAACAUGUCGCGCGCAUCAGGCAAGCUGAAGAGAUGCGGGAGUUCCAACUUUUGGACAGCCAGCGAGAAAAGCCGCUUGUGACAUUUGGACAGAACAAGGGACACACAGACAAGCGCAUGGCGAUCGAGGCGCUCCAGUCGAUUGUGCGCAAAAGAGCGCGCUCCCAGUCGGUAUCAACCUUUGACGAUGCAGUCAGAGCGGAGAAGCGAACCAAGUCCGAUGAUGACAACGCUUCGCGCCCGCAGACACCUAGUGGGCUGAACCCCAGCGUCAAUCCUGUUCAGACAAUCGAGACGAAGCCUGAGCCGAUGGAAUGGAUCGAGACACAUCUGGACGCCGUCCAGGCUGCCCCGCAGCCGAUUCGUGACCAUAACGUCCAACAGACACCUGGUGAGAUUAUGGAAAACAUCAGAACACAAUAUAUGGAGGCGCUAUACAAGUCGAUGGGAUCUCUGGCGUAUUUUGCAAAAGGACCGCUAUCUCGAGCGCGAGCUGCGUUCCAUCUCGACUGCGACGGCACUAUGAACAUGGAUGACCUUAUCGAAUUCCUCAAGAGUCUCGUUAUGACCACCGUUCAGAUCGACAAGAAAUACCGCGAGACGGUACCCGAUAUAAUUUCUAAAAUGAAGACCCACGUGGACAUCUCCGACGAAGGCAGCAAACUGAAGAAGAGGAAAUCCAAGAAGAUGAAGCUUGGAAAGGAUGGCAUGUAUCCAGGUGAGGAUGAUCACGUCCGAAACUGGUGGGAUACGAACAAGCCGGAGCUCCAGAACGAUGAUGUGACCAUCACCCCGGCUCAGAUCAAGUCUCAUGUUUCGCUGCUCAGGACUCGUGAGACCCAGUUGCAAAUGAUUCUCAUUCUAGAGAUUCUUGCACUAGAGCCAUUGCGGGCAGCUGAUGCAGAGGGAGAGAGCCAACUGCCAGGUCUGCCAGUAGACGAUGCCGAGAAGGCUUCUGAAAUUCAGCCGAAGAAGCGUAGCAAGCAUAACUUCCCUGUUCUAGUGGAUGUGCACGCCGACCGGUUGUGUAUCUGGCAGUCGACAGCUUCUGAUGAAAUGAGACUACUGGAGGAUUCACAGGUGAUAGCUCCGGCUGAUGGAGGGCCUGCCCAGAAGGCAUCGUCGGAUCCUUUGAAGGACUUCUGCACCGACAUUAUCAUGCCAUUCUUUGCUGCUCGACUGUCCAAGAUUUGCGACUCGAUCAACCGCAAGCUUGGUGGCCCUGUUAUCAUUGCUCCGCCCAAACCCAGAGCGAAGCCUUCUUCCAGCAAGUCUGAUUCGAAGCCCGGUGCCGCUGCAAAACGGCCUGCCGCUAAGCCUGCCGCUAAGCCUGCUUCAAGAAACAUCGAGAAGGCUCUAUUCAAGGAACAAUCUCGUCGUAGUGUUUCCAGAGGCCCCGGCAAUGCUAUUGCAUUAUUGAGAUCCGCAACAUCAGCCAGUAUCCCUGGGCUCAAGCGGGAGACCAGUGAUCUUGAUCGCAGGUCAUCGGUGGACAGGACGAGCCUGCUCUCCAGGAGUAACAGCCUGACUGCUCUAGACGAUGCUAAGGCGCAGAAGAAGGCCAUGGUUGAGGCAGAAUUGAAGAAUGCCAUCACGGCCCUGCGGAAGCCGAACCGUGAAAUGGCGGGCAAAGCCAUCGUUGAAGAUGCUGAGAAACGAAGUUCUGGCGGUUUGUCUUCGAUUAAGAAAUCCAAGAAACCGACGAGACACCCUCUCUUUGACCCAGUUCAGGUGAAGGUGACGCCAGCCAACCACCGCUUCCGCGAUGCUCUGGCGGCGGAACCGAAGGCCUCUAGCAGUGAUGUGAUUCCGAUGUCGAGCAUUCCCCCUUCUAGUGCAUCGAGAAUACCAUCGACCGGGCCACGUAGAGGUCAUGUUGAUAUUGUUGGCCACACACCGUCCUCCGCUAUUCAGGUUACACCUGUGAAGCGCAGCGGGCGGUUUGGAGGACCUUCCCCGGAUAACGAGCCUGCCAUUCCGCCUUCUUCUCCUCUGAUGAUGAGGAAACCUGCAAUCACGCAGCAAUUUAGUGUGCCUGCGAGCGUGGUUCGCGAACGGCCUCAGCCGGCACGAUCAGUAUCGCCAGACGUGGGUCUCCCGGCGACGCCAUGCAAACAGAGAACUAGGGAUACAAUUGGAGAUGAGGUUGCGGCCACACCGAUGGCGAAGGCCACCCCGCCGCCGCCGCCGCCGCCGCAAGCGAAGCCCAAGUCGAUUUACGAACAACUGGGAUGGGAUGACGACUUUGAUGACUUGUAA